Acanthoscelides obtectus is the source of this 642-nucleotide messenger RNA. Lineage: Eukaryota; Metazoa; Arthropoda; Insecta; Coleoptera; Chrysomelidae. The record is from the annotation of a GenBank genome assembly.
CUUUGAUAAUCCUACACCCGCUUCCAAUGGUAUCACCACUCAUAAUUGGCGAUGUAUAAAUACAUGCAGUUACUCACAAAAGCUCUCAAAAGCUUGUACUUCCUCGUGAACUAACCUACCGCUAACAACAUGAAGUGCGUCACCGUAUUCCUUGCAAUAGUGCUCCUUUCGUCAGCUGCUAACGCCAAAGUAUUCAAGAGGUGCGAAUUGGUGAAGCUGUUAAGGGACACUUAUCACAUGCCUCAUUUGGCUACAUGGGUUUGCAUAGCACAAAAGGAGUCCAACUACAACACCGCUGCAGUGAAUAAGCAAUCGGGUGACCAUGGUAUCUUCCAGAUAUCAGAGAAAUAUUGGUGUAACCAGGGUAACAGAGGAUGUGGACACAAGUGCUCUGAUUUCGAGAACGACAACAUCUCCGACGAUGUAAAAUGCGUUCUGAAAAUUUACAAGGAGACGGCCAAGUUUCAAGGUGAUGGAUUUAACGCUUGGACCACAUACUCGCAAUGUAAAGGCAACGUACAAAAAUACGUGCAAGGCUGUUAGUGAUUUAAGAAAAUUAAGAACUGUUAACACCUCUCAAAGUAUUACUAUUUAGGAAUAAUAAAGUUUUUUAAUUGACAUAUUGCUGUAAUUUAUUUUUGG